Molecule: messenger RNA, 1176 nt
Organism: Nannizzia gypsea CBS 118893
Lineage: Eukaryota; Fungi; Ascomycota; Eurotiomycetes; Onygenales; Arthrodermataceae
Exons: 3
Coding region: 1-1176 (391 amino acids)
Source: RefSeq, a predicted model, not a curated record
AUGGCUAGUGAUAACAACGGCGAUGUUACGCAUUCUAAUACUAGCAGUGAGCCUGCUAUGCCUGCUACGCGUGCUAAUGCCGGCAAUGAGCCUGCUGUGCCUGGCGCGCCGUCUACUAGAUUCUAUAGCAGAUCUACUCAGCACAAGGGACAGUAUGGACGCCACUGGGACUCAGAGAAACAGCCUGAGACCUUCAACUCCCCUGGCAUGCUGAACACCUUUGCUGUGACGCGUCCUCCAGCAUCCUCGCUGCCAAAUCCAGCUGCUCCCCCAUUUACUCCCGCCCCUAGAGGAUGGGCACCAACUCCAAACACUGCAGGCAGAGCUCCAGACUCUUCUGUUGGGGUUGAAACUGAGAGAGACAACAAGCGUAAAGGCCGCAAGUACAAGUUUAAAAAGGAAAGAAACAAUGUAACGACGGCCAAUACGCCUGUGUCUGAUACCCCUGGGGGACUGAGGGAUACCACUAACCGCCGUCCUCAGAGACGCAAUUUCCCUGGACCUCGCAAUCCGGGUAUGAGACGUCGAGACGAAGUGGAUGGAAACUCUGCUGUUCCAAGAGCCGGUCGAGAUGAGCCAAAAGCUGUUGAAACCCCUCAAACUGGCAGGUCUCCUGCUACCACUGCAAAGGAAGACAUUGCUGUCAAUGAGCAGUCAGUUGAUGCCGAGGAGAUCACGGCAUUGCCCUUGUACAAAGAGAAAGACGUUGAGGCGGUCGAAACUAGCCAGGAUUCCGAUGGACCUGCUCCUAGAGACAUCGAAGUCUCCCCACCGAAAGAGGCUGAGGACCCCUCCAAGCCCUCCUCUGAACCCGCAGAGGAAGAAGCAGAGGCAGCACCUCCUCUCACCAAAUGGAGUCCUAUUUUCCCUCCAGGUGGACCGAGGCCAACUCCUGCUCCCAAACCCACGGGUGACGGGGCUGCCAACGGGCUGCCUAAACGUACCAACUACAUCGACAAGAGAGGGAACUACCAUGCCCCCAACGGAACGAUCAUGAGCCCUGAACUUCUCAAGAUGUUCUCUGCUGGAAAGAUCCGCAACUCAUUGGGUGACACGGUCUACUUCAUGCCGUCUUUCAUUGCGAAAUAUCCACCAGUGGGGCAGCAGCCGUAUCGUCUUGCUUCCACGCCCUCUCGCAUUUUUUACGAUCCUAGGGAUCUUAAGAUCUCAGAGUGA